Molecule: messenger RNA, 944 nt
Organism: Lates calcarifer (barramundi perch)
Lineage: Eukaryota; Metazoa; Chordata; Actinopteri; Centropomidae
Gene: myl6
Product: myosin, light chain 6, alkali, smooth muscle and non-muscle
Exons: 6
Coding region: 129-584 (151 amino acids)
Cellular component (GO): myosin II complex
Molecular function (GO): calcium ion binding; structural constituent of muscle
Source: RefSeq, a predicted model, not a curated record
CUGUUGCUGUACAAGCUGCAGUGACAUCAUCGGGGAUGUGGAGACGCCGGAGCUAACUGCUGGUCUCUUCAUAGCAGAAGAUACGAGACCCUCCCCCGUCUGUCUGUGUUUUACAGCCAGAAACAGACAUGUCUGACUUCUCAGAGGACCAGAUCAUGGAAUUCAAGGAGGCCUUCCUUCUAUUUGACCGGACGGGCGAGGGGAAGAUCACCUACAGCCAGUGUGGGGAUGUUAUGCGGGCCCUUGGACAAAACCCUGUCAAUGCUGAGGUCCUCAAAGUCCUGGGAAACCCCAAAUUAGAAGAGAUGAACCACAAGAUGCUGGAUUUUGAACAGUUCCUGCCCAUGCUUCAGGCCAUUGCAAAGAACAAGGACCAGGGCUCCUUUGAGGAUAUUGUAGAGGGCCUGCGAGUCUUUGACAAGGAGGGAAAUGGUACAGUGAUGGGAGCCGAGCUACGUCAUGUCCUCACCACACUAGGUGAAAAAAUGACAGAGGAGGAGGUGGAGACUCUUUUAGCAGGACACGAAGACGCCAAUGGCUGCAUUAACUAUGAAGAACUUGUCCGGAUGGUGAUGAGCGGUUGAGGAGUUCAGAAACACACUUCCAGCUUUAAUUUUAUUCCUGAAUGUUUUUGUUUUGUUUGUCUCAUCUUUCCCUCCCAUCCAUGUCAUCCUACCUCCACCAAGUCUGUGUUUUGUUUAUUUUGGCGUCUGCAUUUUAUUUCAAAAGUGCCUUUUCUGUCUAAUGUGAAGAGACCAUUUCAUCUCAUUUUCCUAACAUUAUUCACCCUUGCAGGCACAAUCGGCAAAUAUUCCCUCUACAGUUUAACCUUUGCCAAUCAACGUUUGUCAGUCUUGUCAACAUUUUUCUUUCUUCUUCGUUUGGAUGGAUAUGAUAAUGUGACAUGUUACAUUUAACAGUAUUAAAUAAUCCUGGUCUACAAA